GGGUCACGAUUUGUCUGGAUGUGUGUCACUCUGUCAUGAAGAGUUCACGGAACAUUGAAGAAUAAAUCAAAAACAACUGAAAAUUAAUGGAGUUUAAUGCUGAAUAUUAACAUCAUAUAUAUAAUACAGACUUUUGCAGAAGGCGAUGGCAUUGGCCUUAUGAAAAAAGUUUCAGAUUUGGGUUCCACACUAUUAUGAAUACUACCACAAUGGGCAAAGAGGCAAGCUUGGAUGGAUUAGAGUUUGAUGGUGAUACUGUACUUUGCCGAGUAUGUGGGGACAAGGCUAGCGGCUUCCACUAUGGGGUACACGCUUGUGAAGGCUGCAAGGGAUUUUUCCGUCGCAGUAUUCAGCAGAAGAUACAAUACAGACCUUGUUUAAAGAAUCAGCAAUGUAAUAUCAUGAGAGUCAACAGAAAUCGAUGUCAGUACUGCAGGUUGAAGAAAUGUAUUGCAGUUGGUAUGUCCAGGGAUGCUGUCCGCUUCGGACGUGUCCCAAAGAAAGAGAAAGCUAGAAUUAUCGAACAAAUGCAUCGUGUGAACUGUCAGACUCAGGUGAACCAACUCCAUACCUUACUACAAAAUCCUGAUGAUCUCAUUCAAGCUGUUAUACUGGCACACAGACAGACUAACACAAUACCUCCUCAAAAUGUACAGACCAUGAGGGAGGCAGCCUUGUGCAAUAAUGAUUUCCUAAAUGUCCCCUCUCAUAUGGCUUGCCCAUUGAAUGCCCAGCUUGCCCGAGACCCAAACGAUAACAGCCAGGAAUGGGAGGACUUUUACGAUUUCUACACACCCGCCAUUAUCUCUGUGGUUAACUUUGCCAAAUCUGUUCCUGGCUUCUGUAUUCUAAAUCAGGAUGAUCAAGUCACUCUACUGAAGGCAGCAACGUUUGAAGUUUUACUGGUUAGACACGCUUGUUUGUUUGAUACAGACAAUGGGACAAUGAUGUUUACAUGCGGCAAACUCUUCAAACGGCCACCACCAGAUUCCACCAAUUCUGCUGGUUUCCUGUUGGACUCCAUGUUUGAUUUUGCCGAGAGGUUCAACAUGUUAAAGUUAGCAGAGGAAGAAAUCGCAUUGUUUUCUGCAAUAGUGCUGUUAUCUCCUGAUCGUCCAGGUUUACGAAAUGUAGAACAGAUAGAGAAGCUACAGAACAAACUAACGGAGAGUCUACAGACCGUGAUAAAUACUAAUCAUAAGGAGGACACAACUCUGUUUGCUAAACUACUGAUGAAAACUACCGAUUUACGUACCCUUAAUACUCUACACUCAGAAAAGUCAAUAGGGCAAGGAGAAGGAGAGUCGGGUGACGGGAAAAUGGAAACAAAUAAAAAUAUAUCUGAUUCUAGAUCUGAAGGAUCAUCUCCAUCCGAUCAGUCUGGGGCCACAGGUUAUGAUUCUGGCUGCGGGUCGUAUGACGGCAGCACAGGCUCGGGAAUUAGAUUCCCUAAUGACACCCACCAAGUGGUUCUAAAAACACCUUAUGGAACAUUUUAUAAAGAAGAAAACGCUGGAUAUUAUGGUCUGGUUCCCGACAUGCCACGCAGACGAUGUCACACAUUAGACAGGGAAACAGUCACACGACCCAGAUUACAUACUAUUGAUGAAGGAAAUCGUAGACGGAAUACUUUAGAUAGAGACUAUAUGAACAAAAUGGUGAACAAGUUGAGUGACAAAUUAGAAAAGCGUGCCGCCAUUCGUGGAGACAGCAUGCCACCAUCGAUAUGUAACAGUGCCGCAAGCAGUCCCAUUCCUGAGGAAUUUCAUGCUUAUCUGAAUAGAACCCACCACGAUUUUAUUCCUAUAUCAAUGGCUGAUUCUACCAGUGCUUGUAGUUCUCGCGCCAGUCCAGCAUUUUCUCGGGACUCGUUACUUCCCUUUGGUUCUUCGUCACCUGGAUCUCCAAAUUCAAGGUCAAGGUCAGGUUCUAUGGGACAGGACGAGUUUGGCCCUAUGAGGCCCAGAUGUUAUAGUUUUCAUAUGAACAGUGAAGGCCGAGCUUCCCGAGUUCCACGGAAUCUAUCGGCUACGAUGUUUCCAGAUGAAAGAAUCUCCCCCGAUGAUCUCCAGUAUCGAUUAAAUCCAGAAAUGCGUCGCGGCAGUGUUGGUGCAUCAUAUGGACCUUACGCCAGAAAGAAGUCACCAUUGGCUGAGAGGUCCUCAGACUAUUUACCCAAGUUUUCAGAUAAUUUUCUCUCUCAAGAACAUAAGCUUCAAAGACCUGGUUCAGAUUCUUAUGAAAGUUCAUCGUUGCUAAGGAUACCUGUUCCUAUAGCACCUGGUGGAUCACUAUGGCAACAUCGUUCCCCAUCAGGUCACCUUAAAUCAUCAUUCAAACCCAUACCUCCAAGAGAGGAAGGCAUUCAUGGAUCUCAAGAAAUACAAAAAGAGGAAAUUUCACAGCCCGGCUCUCCUAUGGCUGUAGAUCAAGACGACGAAUCUGAGGACAAAGUCAAAAUAUUUCAUAAGAAAUUUGAUAAGCUACGAAAACACCAUAUUCACAAUAAUACCCAUGGGGAAGAAAAAUCAAGGCCCACGACUCCUGAUAAUUCAGCCAGUAACGGCACAAAAUCGAAUGAAAGUGUCGCUAUGGAGCCAAAAAAGAAUGAAAAGGUGAAAAAAUCAACGAUCGAGGCACAUCCUCAGUUGUUUGCUCAUUUAAAUAGUCCGGUACAAAAGUCGUACAAUCCGUUCAUGAGUCAUCAACAGCUAGUCACGUCAAAUAACAGAGAACAAUUACUAUUGAAUGUACCAAGAGUUAUGAAAAGUACUGUUCAAAAAUCACAAUUUGUUGAUAAUGGUGUCCCUCAGAAGUCAGAUAAAGAAUUUGCAGGUGAUGUGGCCGAUAGAGACUUGCAUCAUUCAACCAAGCUUCACCUUAAAGAUAAAUUAUUACGCAAAUAUGACAGUACGGAAAAUCUAAGCAAAAUUGAUCAUGGACAUGGCUCCAAUGAAAAUGUUGCCAACCACAGCAUUGUUGAAAAUGGACAAAAUUCAGCCAUGCUUGGUGACAACCAAUCAAAUCCCUUUGCCCAGAUGCAGCGAUUUAAUGGACCACAUGUGAUGGGUCCGAUUGGACAAAAUGCUCAGGGUAUGGUAUACCCACAAAUGUACCCUGGUGGUGUACCCAUGCAUCCUGCAUUUAUAGGGGCAGCUUACAACUCUAUUCAGGCGAUGAAUCUCCUACCAGCUUACAAUCAGCAUCUGGCAGGAAUGCAGCAACUUGCUCAACUCUGUGUCAAUCCACAUAAUAGAGGUGAAGGUGAAGGCCAGCCUUUAAACUUAACACGUCCUCCAUUAACCAUGCCAUCAAACAUGCCACAAGUCAUGCCACAAGUCACGUUGGAGGAAAUUCUCGACAGAAAGAUCAAAGAGGAAAUUAGCUCUUAGUUUUUAUGGCGAAUUAAACGAUUCCUUAUAAAACAUAUUUUAUUGUUCAGAAUUUUCUUCACAUUUUGUCUUUUCAUUUUGUUAUAAGUGUAAGAUGAAUGUAAAGGUAGUUUUUAUAUCAAAUUAUGUUCAACCUGAGUGAAUGAUAUGUGUGAACGGCAUUAGUGAUAAUAAUGAAACAUGGUUGCUGCUUGCAUGUGAACGAAGAAAGUUUGAUAACGAGGUGAAGAGUUUGGAGAGAUAUGAUGUAGAUUCUUCUUAUAGUAAAGCAAAUAUGUCAACCUCAUGAUCUUUUAUUACAAAAGAUAGAGAAAAGGGGCAUAAUUCAUUCACAGAUUUUCAGUUCUUGCAACAAUGAUACAAUCAGUAACUUGCCUAAGAAUAUAUUUGUCAUUCUUUGUUCAAUUCAAAAGUAGCUUUAUGAGGCUAAAAUUAUAAAAGUGACAAAAAAAUGAAUGUCAACAGCCAAAUAUUUUUGGUUUGUUGAUGUCCUUGGGUUGAUGUCUCCUCGAAGAAUAUCCCACUUUUCUUUGUUUGUAUAAAGUUUGAACAAAGAUCUUAGUAUUGAAGAGAUAUUUAUUAUACUAAAACAACUUUUUAUACGACCGCAAAUUUUGAAAAAAUUUUCGUCGUAUAUUGCUAUCACGUUGGCGUCGUCGUCGUCGUCGUCGUCGUCGUCGUCCGAAUACUUUUAGUUUUCGCACUCUAACUUUAGUAAAAGUGAAUAGAAAUCUAUGAAAUUUUAACACAAGGUUUAUGACCAUAAAAGGAAGGCUGGUAUUGAUUUUGGGAGUUUUGGUCCCAACAUUUUAGGAAUUAGGGGCCAAAAAGGGCCCAAAUAAGCAUUUUCUUGGUUUUCGCACUAUAACUUUAGUUUAAGUUAAUAGAAAUCUAUGAAAUUUUGACACAAGGUUUAUAACCACAAAAUAAAGGUUGGGAUUGAUUUUGGGAGUUUUAUUUUCAACAGUUUAGGAAUUAGGGGCCAAAAAAGGGCCCAAAUAAGCAUUAUUCUUGGUUUUCGCACAAUAACUUUAGUUAAAGUAAAUAGAAAUCAAUGAAAUUUAAACACAAUGUUUAUGACCACAAAAGGAAGGUUGGUAUUGAUUUUGGGAGUUUUGGUCCCAACAGUUUAGGAAUUAGGGGCCAAAAAGGGACCCAAAUAAGCAUUUUUCUUGGUUUUCGCACCAUAGCGUUAGUAUAAGUAAAUAGAAAUCUAUGAAAUUUAAACGCAAGGUUUAUGACUAUAAAAGGAAGGUUGGUAUUGAUUUUGGAAGUUUUGGUCCCAACAGUUAAGGAAAAAGGGGCCCAAAGGGUCCAAAAUUAAACUUUGUUUGAUUUCAUCAAAAUUGAAUAAUUGGGGUUCUUUAAUAUGCCGAAUCUAACUGUGUAUGUAGAUUCUUAAUUUUUGGUCCCGUUUUCAAAUUGGUCUACAUUAAGGUCCAAAGGGUCCAAAAUUAAACACAGUUUGAUUUUAACAAAAAUUGAAACCUUGGGGUUCUUUGAUGUGCUGAAUCUAAAAAUGUACUUAGAUUUUUGAUUAUUGGCCCAGUUUUCAAGUUGGCCCAAAUCGGGGUCCAAAAUUAAACAUUGUUUGAUUUCAUCAAAAAUUGAAUAAUUGGGGUUCUUUGAUAUGCCAAAUCUAACUGUGUAUGUAGAUUCUUAAUUUUUGGUCCUGUUUUAAAAUUGGUCUAAAUUAAAGUGCAAAGGGUCCAAAAUUAAACUAAGUUUGAUUUUAACAAAAAUUAAAUUCUUGGGCCUCUUUGAUAUGCUGAAUCUAAACAUGUACUUAGAUUUUUGAUUAUGGGCCCAGUUUUCAAGUUGGUCCAAAUCAGGAUCUAAAAUUAUAUUAUUUAUUGUGCAAUAGCAAGUCUUUUCAAUUGCACAGUAUUGUGCAAUGGCAAGAAAUAGCUAAUUUCACAAUAUUGUGAAAUAGCAAAUUUUUUUUUAAUUAAGAGUUAUCUUUCUUUGUCCAGUAUAGUAAGCAAGAAAUAUCUGCAAGAAUUUUUUUUAAUUAGAGUUAUCUUUCUUUGUCCAGAAUCAACUUAAAUCUUUGUUAUAUACAAUAUACAAUGUAUAUUCACUUUUUACUACCAACUGAUAAAUUUAAAUAAUCUUUACCAUUCAGUGAUAACAAGCAGUUUUUUUACAUCAUGUAUUUAAAUGAGUAGUAAUUGUUGCAAACUCCAUUAGAAUAUUUUAAUUGAAAUUAGUUUUGGAAUAAGGGAAAGGGGGAUGUGAAUAAAAAAUUGGGUUAAAUUUUUCUCAUUUGAAAUUUCAUAAAUAAAAAGAAAAUUUCUUCAAACAUUUUUUUGAGAGGAUUAAUAUUCAACAGCAUAGUGAAUUGCUCUAAGAGAAAACAAAAAUUUUAAGUUCAUUUGAAUACAUUCAUUCUGUGUCAGAAACCUAUGCUGUGUCAACUAUUUAAUCACAAUCCAAAUUUAGAGCGGAAUCCAGCUUGAAUGUUGUGUCCAUACUUGCCCCAACCGUUCAGGGUUCAACCUCUGCAGUCGUAUAAAGCUACGCCCUGCGGAGCAUCUGGUUGAUAAUGUUUUAAAGAAAGUCAAAAGUUACAACAUUUGAAAAAAAUUAACUGAUUCUUCAGUUUAAUAUUUGUAUUCAUUAAAAAGUUCACAUAACAACAUCAGUUUGAAAAUAAUAAAAUUAAACUGAAUCAUUUUACCAUAAAUCAAGAAACUCAUCAUUACAAAAUAUUUGUUUUUCUUCUACCUGUUAAUUGUGAUGUUAAGGAGGGAUAUUGUAUAUACUUAGUUGUUUUUGUGUGUGUAUAUGUAGAUUAUUUAAUGGGUAUGAAUGUUGAUAAAAAAUAUGUACCAGAAUUUUUAACUCUGAGCUGUAAACUUUACCCACAAUAUUUAUUUAUGCAAACAGAUUUAAUGGUUUGGACUUGUAUUAUUUUUAUUUUUUAAACAUUUGGAAACAAAUUAAAAAAAAAACUCAAGAAAUACUGAUAAAUGUUUAGUAAUUUGGGACUGUCAAGUAUUAAAAAAAUCUGCUCUGUUUAGUAGGAAAAUAGUUGUUACAACACUUUCUUGAAUCUUUAAAUCUCAAUAUUCUAUUGUUUGGACUCGCCAAUUGUUGGUAAAUCCAUUGUUGACACCCAAUUUAAAAGAAGAGUGUGUCAUUGGAGAAAUUUCAAUUUACUUUUAAUCAAAUGAUUCUGAUAAUGCUUUGGUGUACACCUUUCCAAAUAUUACCCAGAAUGCAUUAAUUUCAGAAUGGGAAAUUGUUUUUAAGUUGCAAUUUCUCUGAAUAAUAUAAAAUAUGUAAUAGUAUAAAUGCUCAGAAUUGAUAGUUUUGCAAAUUAUUUUUGAUGUUGUGUGUUGUGGAAUUAGGAAAUAAUAAUAUAUUUUGUUGUCACGUUUAUUAAAAAGAUACAUUUUUUGUUGUCACGUUUAUUAAAAAGAUACAUUUUAUCAUUAUUUUUAUUUAUAAAAAAGUACAAAUAUAUAUUUAAUAUUUGUGUGACAGAUAGUAAAUAUGACUGGUAAUUUUUCAUUAGUUAGUUAUUAUUAAUAUUGUAAAUGCUGUAUAUUGCCAUAUGAAGGGGCUCAUUAUGGGAAACUGUAAUAAAUUAUUUUUUCUGGGAUUUGCUCUAAAUGCACAAAUCACUUCAUUCUAUUUGAAGAUUUAUUUAUGUGGUGACCCACAAUAAAGUGGAAUCAAAUUUGUAUUGUUGUAUAUUUUCAUAUAAAUAUUUAUUUAACACUUGAUAAAAUAAACUGGUAUGGGCAUUGAGAGAAAUUUUUCAAAAAUUUGAAUAAGAAAGUUUAAAAUGCUCCAAUAAUCAUUUUUAUUUAAUUAUCAUUUAAAAAUUUAUGUAUUCAAAAGGAGAAGCAUUAUAUUAGGUUGAAAAUUUCAUCUACUUUGUCAGCAUAAUAUUUAUAGAUAAGGUAUUUCCUGUAUCUUAAUGUCAGACCAAAGCAAUAUUUCCAGUUAAUUUAAAAAAAAAUAACAUGAAUACCACUGUGAUGUAAUAUUACAAAACUUUAUUAUUUUCUUCUCUGUACACAUUUUUUGGUUGGGGUAUUGUUUGCCAAAGUAGGUCUAAAAAAUGAUUAUUAAUGUUUUAUAAAUAAAUUUUCAUUUGAGAAAGGGGAGAUAAUUCAAAUUUAAAUUAAAGAGACAUCUUGUGAUAAGAAAGUUAAAUGCAUUAAGGAUACUGAAUUUGUUUUAUAACAUUGCUUUUAUAUGAAGUAAUUGAUUCAGUUACCUAUAGUGUUGAAUUGUAAUUCUUCACCAUUACAAUGUUACUUGCCUAAACAAACACUGUAAAUUCAGAAAUCAUAGCUAUUUGAUUCAAAUUAUGUUUUUGAAAAGGGGUAAAAUACUUUUAAUCAUCAAAGCAAGUUCUGAUAGAAAGAGUAUGUAUAGACUAUAGACCUAUUAAUCUAAUCCGUCCAGGAUACUAUAUUAAAAGGAUAGAUAAUUUUAAUUUAUUACGACCUGAGGAAAAUUAUUGUUUUUUUACUUUUCUUUUUUCAAACAACCCAUCUUCAAAAUAAUUACUGAAUAUUCCAUAGAAAAAAAUUAUGUCAACCUAGAUAUGUUCGACAAGACGAAGUAAAUUUAAGAAUUUAUGUCAAAUUCUGUAUAAUUUAUUCACAACUAUUCCUCGAUGUUGAAUUAUCUAAAGGUUGACAUUUUGUAAAGACAUUUGUCUCAUGUUGAAGACUGUGUUGACCUCUAAAUGUCUUUUGGUUUUUUGUGUUUGUUGGGUUACUGUCUUGUUGAUGUAUACCUAACAUCCCUCUUCAUUCAUAUCUAUAUGCAAGAACCAUACCGGUGACUGUAACUGUAUUAUAUAUUAUAACUGAGGUGCCUUCAUUAAGUUGUAUUGCAGUUGGAUCAGUUAUGAGAAUACUGUGGAUUCAUUAAUUUUCGUUGGAUACCAAUUUUCGUGGGUACAAGUUUACUAUGAUUUUAAAUGUUCAACAAAUUGCAAAUUGGCUUGUAUACAGAAUUUUGGCAAAACCACAAAAAUCCAGGAAAUUCUUCAGUUUUCCUCAAUUCAAGAAAAUUUGGUACCCAAGAAAAUAAAUGAAUACAUAGUUACUUCUUUGUUAUAAAGUUGUAUUGCAGUCGGACCAGUUUACUGGAUAAUUUUUCUUUAUUUUAAAGCUGCAGACAUUCAGUGUCAAAUCCAGGACGUUGGAGUUUGUUCCCAGGGUUAAAACCCCCCUUUUUCAUGAUCAAUGCUUUUGGAUGGAGACAUAAUUGGAAAAGGGCUGAAUUCUCCCCUGAAGUCAUUAAUACUGUUGAUUGCAAUUGUUUAAAUGAUUUGAUUAACAGUUAUUUUUUACUAUAAAAAAAGGACUGAUGUGUGCAUUUUUAAACAGCUCAUAAAAGGAAGAUUGAUUAUGUUAAAUCCUGUGUGUCACAAGAUAUGAUGAGUUAUGUAUUUUCAACUAUGAUCUGAAAAUAUUCUUAAAUAGGGUUCACCAUUUUGAUAACUAAGAAGUUCUAUAAAUUAAGGGUUAAGUUAAAUAAAUAAGGAAUCAAGCCAAAAAUAAUAGAAAUGUUUUAGAUUUAUAACCCCUUUUGCGAUUUAUGGUCCCCUACAAUGUAAAAAUCCUUUCCAGAUUUGACUGUAAUAGGAUGCAUCUAUAAUAAAAAUAGAAAAACAAUAAUGUAAUAUAUGUGGUGUUUAUUUCUUGUAUGUAUUUCUUUUAUUUCAAGUUUUUUAUGAAUAGAGAAAAAAAACAUGUGAAAAUUUUAAAGAUUUUUGUUAAGACUUUUUGAGUUAGUUGAAAGCUUGCUUGCCUUUAGUUUAAACGAUUGUUAUACAUGAAGUACAUAAAAAAGAUUAUGUAAUUAAUGAUUUUGCACAAGAAGUGGUUACAUUUACAUUAAAUACAUUAAUUUAUAAUGAAAUGUUCAUGGAUAUCAUCAGAUUUAAUGAGAUAAUUCAUACUUUUAUUAUAUUUAAUAUUGUUUAUUAAAGAAUUUGUUUUAAAAAAAAACUAUUAUGUUUAUUUCAAAUACAGUGCACAAGUUUUGUAAAAUAAAAUUACAAUGUUUUUUUUCAAAUGUUUAUUUAUUACAGUGUACUUUUGUUUAAGUAUUAGCAAUGUGUAAUUGUACACAUUAAUUACAUUGUGUAAUUGUACACAUUAAUUACAUUGUGUAAUUGUACACAUUAAUUACAUUGUGUAAUUGUACACACAUAUUACAUUGUAUGAUUGUACACACAGAUUACAUUGUAUAUUUGUACACACAGAUUACAUUGUAUAUUUGUACACACAGAUUACUUUGUAUAUUUAUACACACAAAUUACACAUUGUGUAUGUGUAAACACAAAACAUUGUGCUACAAUUGUUUUGAUUUUAUUCCUUGUACCUUGUUUAAUUAAAGGGAUGUAAACAAAUGCAGAAUUGAGUCAUUAUAAGUAAUAGAAUAAAAUAGUCAAUAAUUUAUUUUAUAAAAUUAUAAAUGAUAAGUUAUUAAAACACCUGUCAUUUUAUAAUAUUUCUGUUUUUUAUUCCAUUGAUUCAUUUUGUUAAUUAUAAAUAUGUGAUUGUUACAGAAAAUUCAUAACACAAAUUUUCAUUUUAUAAAUGUUGUUUAGUUGUUGUUUAUAAGUAUGUUAUUCUAUUUACUUAAUGUUUUGUUCUAGAUAUUGACUCUGUCCAUACAGUAAUAUAAUUUAUUCAGGAUGAAUCAAAUUUGAUGAAUUCAGUUGCUGCAUUGUGAUAAUUAAUAUUUUAAAAAGUAAUGGAAAGUUAAGAGGACAAAAGGUGGGAACUACCUAUAAAUGGGCUGCCAAAACUUUUUUCUUUCCCUGGGUUAGACUUAAAAAUAAAACAAGAGUUUAUACAAUACAAGCAUUUAGUUUCAAGGGGCUUAUCUCCAAACAUAACUCAUUACAUAAGCUAAAUUCUAUUAAUUUCUUAUUUAUUUAAACACUUGCACAAAAUCAUUUUGAUUGGCCAAGACCAUUACUAAGUAUUGUGUAUUUAGCCAAUCAUAAUCAAUCAAUUUUAAUGUAUUGUACAUAUUGUACAGAUUUUAAAUAAUCAUGCUAUUCCUCAAUGCAGACACAAGCAGGGAAAUCUAGAUUCUAAAAUUACGGUUUUAAAAAAAGGAGAAUAGUUAAGCCAGAAUUAAUAGAUUAUACAUGAUAUGAUAUUUUAUGUCAAUGUUAAACAAAUCAUUGAAAUUUUGUUUUAAAUAUUGCACCCAAAAGAAGAGGAUAAUUUUGAAAAGUAUCAAUCUAAUUAAAACUAAAUCCUUUAUUUGCUCCUGUUCUCAUAAUUAUGUCAUGAUGCGAUUAAAAGAUUAAAUUUUAAUUCUAAUUCAGAAUUUAUGAAGCAAAUUUAUUGGUUAACAAUAU
Messenger RNA from Mytilus trossulus (common blue mussel), 10743 nucleotides. Its product is annotated as ecdysone-inducible protein E75-like. The coding region runs from base 195 to 3392 and encodes 1065 amino acids. NCBI's taxonomy places the organism in Eukaryota, Metazoa, Mollusca, Bivalvia, Mytilida, Mytilidae. Gene Ontology annotation, molecular function: RNA polymerase II cis-regulatory region sequence-specific DNA binding; zinc ion binding; nuclear receptor activity. The record is from RefSeq and is a predicted model, not a curated record. Gene Ontology annotation, biological process: cell differentiation; positive regulation of transcription by RNA polymerase II; negative regulation of transcription by RNA polymerase II. The transcript is spliced from 14 exons.